AUGGGUGGCAGUCAAUCAAAAGAUCUACAAACACCACAAGUUAUGCCUUCGGUAGAGGCCACGAGCAGCGCGACAAUUUUACAGCAAGCAGAGCAGCAGGAAGCAGAGAAAGCACCCGAGUCGAAAUGCCCGAUGCACAAGUCCGAUGGGUCCUACAGCUUUGAUUGGAGACAAAUGUUUAAGGCUGCCGAAGCUCACGGCCCUUCAGGUCGUAAACCAUUAUCAAAGGAGCAGCAAGAUGCUGCCAAGAAACCAAAGUCAAAUGACGCAGCUGGGGGCUGCCCUGUCGUUCAUGACACGAAUCAAAAGCAAGACGAGUCAAGCGGAUGCCCUGUUCACCCAAAGUACAAUGUUUACUCUCAACCAAUUGAUAAAACCAACCAAAUGCCCAAGGGAGUCAAGACACAAUUACCUACAGCUAUGCAGAGAGAAGAGCUCUCUACAAGUAGAGUUUCGUCCACAAUCCCAAAGGGAGGAGGAGAUGAUGGCUCAACUCGCGAGACAUGGACCUAUCCCAGUCCCCAACAAUUCUACAAUGCUUUAGCCAGAAAGGGGAAACUAGGUGACGAUACCGCUGAAGAAGAUAUGGAAAGUGUUGUGGCAUUGCACAAUAAUAUGAAUGAAAAAACGUGGGCUCAAGUGGUUGAAUGGGAAAAGCAAACAUAUGGCCCAAACAAGCCAAAACUGCUCAAGUUUGCAGGUCGACCCACUGAUUUGUCACCAAAAGCCAUGGUCAAGCACUACCUACUCAAUCACCCUCUGCCAUUCGAUCGCCAUGAUUGGACAGUGUUGCGUGACAACGGAGAAACUGUCCGUUACGUCAUUGACUACUAUUAUGAUGAGACUCGGGGUCAAAAUAUGGAAAAUGAAAAACUACCAGAAUUGCACGAUAGAGACGCAUCUCCAACAUUGCUCAUUGACGUUCGACCUGCUCUAGAUGGUCCAGAGCAGCUACUUGCCCGAGCUGUAAAGAUGCCCUACAAGAUUUGGAGUGCGGAGACAACGUUCACUCCCAUGCCCCUUAAAGGUACCGCCCAAAUGUCGACUCAAGUGGAAGAAUCCAAAAAUGUGUGGAAGAUGAUUCAAGAUUCAGUAAAGGAAAGUCCAGUUGACGAGAGCCAGUCUUUGGAAAACAUGGUGAUGUCAGAGUCUGACGCGAAGAAAAUUGCUAUCAACUUUUCCAAUGCGUUGAAGAGCUGUAGAAGUGUGCAAAAGAAAGUAGACUCUUGCCAGACCGAGGACGAGUGCAUGAAAGCAAGUAUGGACCUUACAAUGUGCUUGGGACCAAAGUUUUGUCCAGUGCAGCACGCGAGUUUAGUGAAGACUUUGAAAGGUGACGAUGAGCUGAAGAUCGAAGCAGCCCUUACAACGCUGUCAGAGUGCGUGGCAUUCCAAGGUGCAAAACGACACAUUGCACAACAGCAACAUCCAUCUAUAUUCAAGUAA
Cylindrotheca closterium is the source of this 1446-nucleotide messenger RNA. Lineage: Eukaryota; Bacillariophyta; Bacillariophyceae; Bacillariales; Bacillariaceae. The record is from the annotation of a GenBank genome assembly.